CGGCGGGGACGCGGGGGCCGGGGGCGCCGCCAUGCCCGCCCGCUGCGUGGCCGCCCACUGCGGCAACACCACCAAGUGCGGGAAGUCGCUGUUCCGCUUCCCCAAGGACCGGGCGGUGCGGCUGCUGUGGGACCGCUUCGUGCGGGGCCGCCGCGCCGACUGGUACGGGGGCAACGACCGCUCGGUCAUCUGCUCCGACCACUUCGCCCCCGCCUGCUUUGACGUGUCCUCGGUCCUCCAGAAGAACCUGCGCUUCUCCCAGCGCCUGAGGCUCGUAGCGGGCGCCGUGCCCACCCUGCACCGGGGGACCGCCCCAGCGCCCCGGGGCGACGGCGGCCGAGGGGGGGCGGGGCCCCCGGCGGACCCCGCGGCCCAGCCCGCCCCGCCCCCGAGCCCAGCCCGCUGCGCGCGGCCCGGGGCCCGGAGGAGGGCCGCGCCCGCACAGAUUACAUGUGAAAAUGAAGUUAAACAAACACAAGUCCCUGCUAAUAAUCUAUCUUAUAGUGUCACUUCAGUACCUACUCACUGUGAAGAAGGCCCAGUGCAUAAAAGUACACAGUUGUCUCUGAAAAGGCCCCCUCACCGGAAUUGUGUUUUUUCUCUUUCAGGUAUUCAGGCCAAAGUGAAAGUGUUUGGAACACAACUGUGUAAUGCCACUACUCAGACUGACGGAUUGCAGCCUAGGAGGAGCUCUCUCUUUGACAUCUACUCCAGUGACUCAGACCCAGAUGCAGAUUGGGAUGUCAAGAGUGAGCAGAGUGAUUUGUCCUACAUAGCAGUGCAAGUGAAAGAAGAGUCUUGCUAAAAAUGCAACAUCAAAUGACUUGAUGUGCUAUAGAUUUUCAAAUCUUCGCUCACAUAAUUAUUUCUUUGCCCUUGUAAAUCUUUCACUUUGGGAUACUUGAAUAUCAGCAAAAUGUGUUUAGCUCUAAGGCAAAAAUAUGCCCACCUGCCAAGAUCAUGAAGAUUAUCCUGCCCACAAACCUCCCCACCUCCCACUUUCACCUCGUUUCUUUUUUCUUUUUAUCCGUUUGGUGGAUAUCGAGUUAUAAAACAAAACCACGGUAGCAGCAUUUCCAGAUCAAGAUUAAGCACUGAAUAUUUAAGCUUAAUGCAGAAGCAGCAUUCAUAUGGGACUUAUUUGACAUUCACAAGUUAGAAUGUCACUAUCCUAAAUAAUUUGAAGAUAAUAGUAAUCACAGCCAAGUCUGAUACUAUUAAAUGAUUUGGGAGCCAGGAGACUCAUCCUUGAUUAUUACUUUUUUAUGUUGUAUAUUUAUUAGUUUGUCCAUUUGUAAUACUGUUGGAUCUGUGAAUCGGUCCUUGUGAGCAUUUCUGGUGAAGUUAUGGCUCUUACAGAAAAUUUUCAAAGGGAAUUAAUUUAAAUAGAGAUAGAGUUUCAUAUACUUGGAUUGCAUUAUUAAUGAAAUCUAUUUGCAUUGGUUCCUAUUACAACAAACCAAUUAGCUUGAUUAAUUUAGAUUGAAAUUCUUGACAUGGAAAAAGAAAGUAUUAUAUUUCUAACAUAUUCCUUUUCAAGAAUUAAGUUUUCCUCUAUUAAUACCUUUCUGUUGAAUUCUACAUUUGGGAAAUAAGCAUGUGAAACAGCUGUCCCACCUGCCAUUCACCAGGAAAAUUUCUAUGGCAACUCUGUACCAUGAAGUAAUUUGUUACAAUGGUUUCUGAGAAACUUAUUAUAACUCUGAUCUUCUAUUGAGAAUAAAAAUAAAUGUCCAUUUUGUACCUCA
This is a messenger RNA of Canis lupus familiaris (dog), 1748 nucleotides long. It is a transcript of the gene THAP10, whose product is annotated as THAP domain containing 10. The coding region runs from base 32 to 805 and encodes 257 amino acids. Lineage: Eukaryota; Metazoa; Chordata; Mammalia; Carnivora; Canidae. Gene Ontology annotation, molecular function: sequence-specific DNA binding. The transcript is spliced from 3 exons. The record is from RefSeq and is a predicted model, not a curated record.